Messenger RNA from Columba livia (rock pigeon), 2308 nucleotides. RefSeq names its product caudal type homeobox 2 (gene CDX2). Gene Ontology annotation, molecular function: DNA-binding transcription factor activity, RNA polymerase II-specific; RNA polymerase II transcription regulatory region sequence-specific DNA binding. Gene Ontology annotation, cellular component: nucleus. Gene Ontology annotation, biological process: animal organ morphogenesis; embryo development; cell differentiation. NCBI's taxonomy places the organism in Eukaryota, Metazoa, Chordata, Aves, Columbiformes, Columbidae. The record is from RefSeq and is a predicted model, not a curated record. The coding region runs from base 238 to 1050 and encodes 270 amino acids. The transcript is spliced from 3 exons.
CCUGCCUUUGGUGUGUCUGGGCCAUUACUAAUAGAGCCUUGUAAACAAUCGUUAAUCAUGUAAGUGCUGCCAGCCAUUGGAUUCGGAUCGGGAGUCGGGAGCGCGGAGCGCAGCGCGGGGCCGCGGCCCCUCCGCCUGCCCCCUCCCCGCCCCGGGCAGCCCGUCCCCAGGCAGCAGGAGCGCCGCUGCGAGAGCCCGGGGCAGCAUGCGGAGAGACGCCGCCGGGGCCCCACCAGCAUGUACGUGAGCUAUCUCCUGGAGAAGGACGGGCCCAUGUACCCCGGCCCGGUGCGACACUCGGGGGGACUCAACCUGGCGGCGCAGAACUUCGUGGGCGCCCCGCAGUACGCGGACUACGGCGGCUACCAUGUGAACCUCGACAGCACCCAGUCCCCCGGCCCGGCCUGGCCCGCGCCUUACGCCGCCCCGCUCCGCGAUGACUGGGGCGCCUAUGGCCAAGGUGCGCCGCCGGCCGCCAGCGCCGUCCACGGCCUCAACGGCGGCUCCCCCGCCGCCGCCAUGGCCUACAGCCCCGCCGACUACCACCACCACCACCACCAUCCGCACGCCCACCACCACGCCGGCCCUGCGCCCCACUGCUCCGCUGGGGUCAUGCAGCCCCUCAACGCCGCCAGCGCCGCUGCCGCCGCGCCCGAGCCGCUCUCCCCCGGCGGGCAGCGCCGCGGCCUCUGCGAGUGGGUGAGGAAGCCGGCGCAGCCCCCGCUCAGCAGCCAGGUUAAAACCAGGACGAAAGACAAGUACCGCGUCGUGUACACCGACCACCAGCGGCUGGAGCUGGAGAAGGAGUUUCACUACAGCCGCUACAUCACCAUCAGGAGGAAAGCGGAGCUGGCCUCCAGCCUGGGGCUGUCGGAGAGGCAGGUGAAAAUCUGGUUCCAGAACAGGAGGGCGAAGGAGAGGAAGAUCAAUAAGAAGAAGCUGCAGCAGGCGCAGCCUGGUGGCGCGGAGCCACUCAGCCCCGGCGUCCCGCUGCAGGGUCCUGCGGCGGGGGCGGCAGCCGCUGGGCUGGGCCCCGCCGCCCCACAGUGACAGCGGCUGGGGGACGGCGGCGCAGGGACUGCUGGAGGGGGCGGCCGCGGCGGGGCCUGGCCGGGCCAGGCCGGGGCCGGGGGGGGCACGGCGGGAAAGGCCCCCCCAUAUGCACUACACCGCCCCGCGGGGCCGGCCGUGUGUACAGAUGUACAGUGUAUGUGUCUCGUCGUCCAGGGGAAGCGUGGCCAUCUCUUUAUUAUUAUUAAUAAUAUUAUUAUGAUUAGGUGUUUUCUUUUUUCACCCUGGAGUUUGUUAGAUAAAAGGGGGAACUGCCUGCCAGUCUGCCCCCAGUGAAUCUCAGGGAUCGGUCCAAAAGACCUUGAAAAUGUUGUUGGGCUUUGUUCGGCUUUUAAAAGAUAACUUUUAACAGGAAAAAAAAAAUUAAAGUACAUUUUUUUAUUUUAUAUGUUAUUUUAUUUUAUUUUCUUCUUCUAACCAUAAAUCUGCAAAAUGUUCAUCCUGCCCUAAGGGCCAGAGCAGACAAGAUAAGGCACUGUUUAAACGCUCAGAAAUGAGUUGCUUAAUGUUAGACACUUGUAAAAGAGCCCAUAAAUCCGGUGCUGAUAGUCAUCCAGCUGGAUUUAUUAGCUGCAGUGCACAGAAACUGGAAGAAUGAAGUCUUCUCUGAAAAAGGUGUCCAGUCAUGCUAGAGUGAGGAGCCUUACUUGUGUGUGCAAUGUCCUGUCAGUUAAAUUACGUGCUGUUUCUCACCUCCUUCCAAUUUUUGUCUUGUUUGGAUUUUUUUUUUUUUUUCUUCCAUUUAGUUUUCAAAAGUCUCCUUGGUUUUACUAACUUUACAUAGGCUUCAUCACAGCCCUGCCAGGAGCAGAAAUACUCAAAGGAGCCCUGUACUGUACCAGAACCCACCUUGUACAGGCUGUGGCCCAUUUCCACAUGCUGGUUAGGUGGUGGGGACCAGGACAGAGAUGCCAAACAGCUUAUGUAACCGGAUAUGAAAACAAGAAAAGUCCAGCUGAUUUGGCCAAAUCAGCCUGGCUGUUUUCCGCGUGUUCUUCUUACUUAUGUCUGGGAGAAACCCCACUGAGAAGUGAGGCCGUGCAGCUGGGCUGGAUUGGUUGUACUGCAGCCCAUGCCCAGAGCUGGGUGUGGGACUAUUUUGUGUGGUCCUCUGUCUGGUCAGGGAUGGAAGCACUGUACAGGCUCAAACAUGCCAUACAGGCUUCUGACUUUUCCAAGUUUUGGCCCUGUGUUUGUCCCCUUUUCUCAUUGCUUGAUUUGUCUUCCUUGGGGCACU